UCAUUUUGAGGUUAUAUUCUAUCAAAAAACUAGAGUAAUAUUCAUGUAUUAUGAUUUUUCCUUGAUAUUCUGGAAUUCAUUACAUCAUUUGAAGAAAGUAUGCAUGGGCGAAUAAAAUUUUGAAUUAUUUUUCAUUUCUUAUUAGAAAUUUUUAUUCAAAUUGAGUUGAAUCUGUGUAAAUUUUUCAAAUGGAAAAAAUCCAGAAAACAGCCAUGUUAAUUGUAAUUUCGGAAGUAAUAAAUGAAUAUAAUCAUAGGCAAUCGAAGUUAUAAAUUGAUGUUUGCGAUGAAUGAUGCAAAUGUACGUUGGGCUUUCAAUAUAAAAAAAUGGGCUCCAACUUUGGAACAGAUGGCAAAAUGUACAUCAUACAUACAACUUGAAGAAAAAGAAAGACUUGGGCGUUUCUACUUUAAGGAAGAUUUCAAAUCUUCAUUAGUUGGACGUCUAUUAAUGAGAAAGUUCAUUUCAAAAACUACCAAAGUUCCUUUCAACGAAAUAACUUUUAGAAGAGAUGAGAGGGGUAAACCUUUUUUGGCACAUCCAAAUUUAGAAUAUAUCAAAUUCAAUGUAUCCCAUCAAGGUGAUUACGUGGUGUUGGCAGGUUCAAAUACUGUUGAAGCACUUGGAGUGGAUGUGAUGAAGAUGGAAUAUAAAGGAGGCAAAGAACUAUCUGAAUUUUUCAGACUUAUGAACAGACAAUUUACUUCAAGUGAAUGGCUGACUAUAAAACAAGGAACUGAAAGUGAAAAGAUUAAAAUGUUCACCAGAAAUUGGUGUUUGAAAGAAAGCUAUGUUAAGGCAAUAGGUACAGGAUUGAAUUUAGAUUUGCAAACAAUCAACUUUGAAAUUGUGCAGAAAAAUCUCAGUCAAAAUGAAAUUGUGAACAAUACAAAAUUAUAUAUUGAUGGUAAAAUGGUAGAUUGGGAAUUUCAUGAGAUGCUUUUAGAUGAUGAUCAUUGUGUAGCGGUUGCAAUAAAAGGUACCGACUUUGAAAAAGUUAAAUUUAGGGAAUUAUGCAUAAAUGAGUUGAUAGAUGAAGGUUUACCUAUACUUGAAGAAGAUAUGAUAUAUUGCAGCAAUUAUUUUAAAAAGAUGGACAAAAAGUAAUAAUAUUUGUACAAUUCAUAUGAAUGAAAACUUAUGGAAAAAUGUGUAUCUGUAUAAAAGUGGUAUAUGUUGGUAAUGCCUGGUGAUAAGAGUUCAAGAGGAAAUAAUGGGAAUGAUAACCAGAAAAAUUGAUGAAUCUAUUGAAUUAUAUAAUUCAGAAUUGUUCAAAAAUCAUUUUAUAUCCUAAUAUCCUAUCCCAUAUACUAUAAAGUUAUUUUUUAUCAUUGUUGAAAACCAAGCUUAAACAUUUUUACUAUCUUUCAUGUACUGAAAUUUAAAAUAGUUUGUGAUCAACCACAGUUUAACAUUUUUAUUAUUAUUUGGGAGAAUCGAAUAAUUUCUUAUUGUGAAAUUGUAAUGGCAAGAUUAAAUUUUCAUCAAAAUAA
Messenger RNA from Harmonia axyridis, 1493 nucleotides. Its product is annotated as L-aminoadipate-semialdehyde dehydrogenase-phosphopantetheinyl transferase. The transcript has a single exon. The record is from RefSeq and is a predicted model, not a curated record. NCBI's taxonomy places the organism in Eukaryota, Metazoa, Arthropoda, Insecta, Coleoptera, Coccinellidae. The coding region runs from base 241 to 1107 and encodes 288 amino acids. Gene Ontology annotation, cellular component: cytosol. Gene Ontology annotation, molecular function: magnesium ion binding; holo-[acyl-carrier-protein] synthase activity.